CUUCACUAAAUACCCCCUCUCUAAGGGAUCCCCAAGAUAGACUACUACAAUUCCAAGAUGGCGCCCUGGCUCCCACGCAUGCACGUCUUUGAGAUCCACGACCAGCCCUGGUUCCAUCCUUGGUUCCGAGCCAAGGUUCAGGCUGCUCUCACGGAGACCUGGCUCAUGAGCCUCCGCCCCCUCCAGCCCGAAUCCCCCGCCUCCAUCGUCGCCAGGGUCCUCGCAGACGACCUGGGUGACAAGGUGGGGGAGUUCGUCUUCGUGGACUACUGCGCAGGCGGAGGGGGCCCGACGCCCUGGAUUGAGAAGUACAUCAACAACGAGCGGGCGACGACGAAACCCCUCCUCGCCGGCGCGGCUGCUGCUGGUUCUGUCCAGUUCGUCCUCACAGACCUCCACCCCCACAUCCACAACUGGGCCCUCUCCGCCGCCGCCUCGCCCAACAUCCACUACGCCCCCAACCCAGUCGACGCCUCCGCCUCGCCCCCAAACCUCCUCACCACCAUCGAGCCCCCGCUCCCCUCCCCCUCGUCCCCGCUGCAGCCGAGACAAAAGACCAAGUCCUUCCGCACCUUCCACCUGGCCUUCCACCACUUCCCCGACCCCCUGGCCCGCGCCAUCCUGCGCGACACCCUCCAGACCUCCUCGGGCCUCGCCAUCUUCGAGCUCCAGGACCGCACCCUCCGCUCCUUCUUGUCCGUCCUCCUCCUGGGCCUCGGCGUCCUGGCCUUUGCCCCCGUCUUCGCCUGGCGCUGGCGGAGCCCCGGCACCCUGUUCUGGAGCUGGGUCGUGCCUGUGCUCCCGUUCGUCCUGGUCUGGGACGGCUGGAUGUCGUCGGUGCGGACGCGCACCCUGGAGGAGGUGGAGGAGCUGAUGCGGUCCUGUGGGGCAGACGGGGAUGGGGAGCUGGGCGCCUGGCGUGUGAGGAGCGGGAGGAUCACGCAUUUGCCGCCGUGGGCGGAUCUGAACUGGAUCAUUGCCACCAAGGAGGGGGAGGGGGAGGUAGUGUAAAAGGUUUGAUCAUGGGUCAAAACACUUGCAUCAGGCGAGAUCGUUUCUUGGUCUCUUCUACAAAAAUAAAAAAAAAAGGAUCCCGGGGGGGGGGGGGGGGGUUGGUACAAGUGAAUAGAUAGAUGAAUACCAGGCACGUAAUGGAGGAGAUGGCACGCAUACGUGUCUGAUUGUUG
This is a messenger RNA of Cryphonectria parasitica EP155, 1187 nucleotides long. RefSeq lists its product as uncharacterized. The transcript has 3 exons. NCBI's taxonomy places the organism in Eukaryota, Fungi, Ascomycota, Sordariomycetes, Diaporthales, Cryphonectriaceae. The record is from RefSeq and is a predicted model, not a curated record. Bases 58 to 1011 code for a protein of 317 amino acids.